Prorocentrum cordatum is the source of this 1421-nucleotide messenger RNA. The record is from the annotation of a GenBank genome assembly. Lineage: Eukaryota; Dinophyceae; Prorocentrales; Prorocentraceae.
AGCCAGCAGGCCCUCCCGCAACCCACGGCCCGCCGACCCGAACGAGCGCGGCCUCCCCAUGGCGAGGGCGGACCCCCCGGGCCGCACGGGCCACGACGACCCCGAGCCGGGCGUCGAGCGCCAGGGGCUGCUGCCGCGGCGCGGGCGGGCCGCGGGCGGGCCGGGGCCGCCCCGCGGGAGGCUGGCCGUGCUCGCCGUGCUGUCCGUGGCCCUCGUGGCUGGGGUGGCCUCGGUGGCCGCGCGGCGCGGCGCGGCGCCGCCGCCCGGGCCGGAGCGUGCUGCCCUGGGCGCCACCGUGGGCCUCCUCGACUGGGGCCACAUGGCCAAGGUGCCCCCCUGGCUGUCGUCCAUCGAGGAGGGAGCCGAGAAGGCGGUGGCUAUCGUGCUGGGCCAGUCCCUGAAGCCGGACGGCACCGCUUCCCAGCUGCUCGUCGACCGCGCCACAAAGGCCAAGGAGCUGCUCGACAACGGCACAGUGGAGGCGCUCAUUGUCUCGGGGGGGGACCCCAAGGGAACAGGACACACCGAGGCUUCAGCAAUGGCGAAAGUGUUGACGGAUCUGGGCAUUCCGAAGGAGAAGAUCAUCCUCGAGUCGCAGGCUUUCACCACGGCUGAGAAUGCCUGGUUUGCGCUGCGAUGGAUCCCCAAGGGAACAGGCCAGUUCUACAUCGUGACGUCCGAGUUUCACAUGCCGCGGGCCAGGUAUACGAUCGACGCUGUAUUUAGCCAUUUCUACAGGAUGGUCGAGGAGACGUACAAGGACGACCCGAGCUGGAAGGACAAGGCUCGGCGGUACCCGCGCCUCACUAUUCGCGAGGUGCCCACAGCAAGCUUCUGCGGGAACUCGUCGAGCAAUCUCGACGGCAACCUCACGGAUGGCUGGACCCCUAUCAAGGGCGACGUCAGCGACCUUUCUCUGGCCCGGCGAGCCGCGGACGAGUUUUGGUAUAUCGGCUCGAAGCGUGUUGAUGACGACCUCUUCGGAAGGAGCGAACAGCAGAUGCUCUGGCCGGUCCAGAUCGACGUCACGCAAGAUCCGGACAACACCGCCAACUUCAACAGCGCGUUGGCGGCGGCCAUGAACGUGCACAGGGCGCUCUGCGUGUGCACCUCGCCUCCAGAGGGGAAAGGGUCGGAGGUGGACUACCCUCUGAGGCUGCCCGCGUCGACUCAGUUCCCCGACGGGGUCCAGGCAGAUGACUGGGAGCGGGUCAGGAGCUCUUGCGAGCCCCGCUAAGAUUUCAAGCCCGCGGGUAGCUGAACGGCUGGGGCUGCUGGCCCGAAGGUGCAGACUGCAAGCGCGGGGCGAGGCGCUUCUUUUAGGCCUCCCAGAUGGGGUCAGAGUAGAUGGGGUCGGAGGAUCGCGCCGCAUCGCCGAUACGCCGAGGGCGGGGGCGCCCAGCGACCCUGGGGGCUCCCCC